Messenger RNA from Paramecium octaurelia, 1251 nucleotides. The record is from the annotation of a GenBank genome assembly. Lineage: Eukaryota; Ciliophora; Oligohymenophorea; Peniculida; Parameciidae.
AUGAAAAAGUAGCAAAGUCCCGAGAUGUACUUAAUAAAGAAUGACCAGUUUUGGCAUUGCUAAUUUAUAUCAUUAAAACCAAUAACAAUUCAAAUUCGGAAUGGAUUUUUGAACGGCAACUUAGAAUAACAAGAGACCAUAGAAAUCUCAUUAACUAAGUUCCCAACAAUGGAAAGAGGUAUUGAAGUGAUGAGUGAUUAAAUCUAGUAAAAAUUACAGAAGGGAUUCAGAGAAAUCAAUAGCAAUGAUAUCUUGAAAGCAAAUGAAUAAAAAUUCUAGGAGAAAAUGAUUGCGACUUCCAAAAAGGAUUUGAUGCAAUAGAAGAUUUUGAAGAAGGUGAACUUGCCAGAACAGAGGAAACCAGUUGUAGCACUGACAGAUGAUGCUACUUAGGGGAAGUUAGUGGGAGAAUGGCCAAAAUAUAGAGCCAGAACUCAUUUAGGGGAGACCUUGGAUUUAGGUCCUCCUGGAGACACUAAACCUAUUGCUUGUUUAUUGGCUGGACAAUGGAACGAAAAUAUUAAUCCUACAAAUUAUUUAUUGUCUGAGAAAUUGGAUGGGAUGCGUAUAAUUUGGAGUGGAUGUGAAAUGUUUACUCGAACUGGCAACUCUUUAAACUUCCCUACUUCAUUUGUUGAAGGAUGGCCAACUACUUAUUUGGAUGGAGAAUUAUGGCUUGACAGGGGACAAUUUUAGAAAUUGGUUAGCAUAGCCAAGAAGAAAUAACCUGAUUACAAGACUUGGAAAGACAUCAAGUUUAUGGUUUUUGAUGCACCUUUGUUAGAUGAGCCAUUUGUUAAUCGAUACUCCAAAUUGAAGAAGGCUAUUGAAAAAAUAAAGAAUCCUCAUUUGGUUUAUGUUCCACAUGUUGUAUGUAGAGGUUAUGAGCAUUUAAAAGAAGAACUAGCACUCGCUCAAUAGGCAGGAGGAGAAGGAUUGAUGUUGAGAGAUCCAUCAUCCAUAUAUGAAGGAAAACGAUCAAAUACGCUAUUGAAGGUCAAAACCACAAUGGAUUCAGAGGCCACUGUAAUUGAUCACAUCAGUGGUAUGGGUAAGUUUAAGGAUUAAUUGGGAGCAUUGAAGGUGCAGACAGAUGCAGGAAUCACAUUUUAGAUUGGAGUCGGAUUCAAUAGCAAAUUGAGGAAAGAUCCUCCCAAGGUUGGUUCUAGAGUUUCUUAUACUUAUUAUGGAUUGACUGAUGAUGGGAAACCAAGAUUCCCUGUAUUCGAGAGAAUCAGGGAGGAUAUAUGA